This is a messenger RNA of Penicillium alfredii, 207 nucleotides long. RefSeq lists its product as uncharacterized. The transcript has a single exon. Bases 1 to 207 code for a protein of 68 amino acids. The record is from RefSeq and is a predicted model, not a curated record. NCBI's taxonomy places the organism in Eukaryota, Fungi, Ascomycota, Eurotiomycetes, Eurotiales, Aspergillaceae.
AUGGCUGGGAUUCUCAGCACUCAGCAAGGUCAUCUCGGCCGCGCCAAGGGUGCUAUCCAGGGUGCUGGCUCGCUGCCUGUCUUAGGCUGCAGCGACUCCAUGGACAUUUCGCCCAUGUCGAGUCCGACGGUAUCUCCGGAUAUCCUGCCCACGGAUAUCACGCCCCUCCCUAGCCCCAUGGAGUGGAUGGCUGAGGAGGACCUGUAG